This is a messenger RNA of Symbiodinium natans, 1122 nucleotides long. The record is from the annotation of a GenBank genome assembly. NCBI's taxonomy places the organism in Eukaryota, Dinophyceae, Suessiales, Symbiodiniaceae.
AUGGUGGCGGAGAUAAAGUGGGAGCUGUACGGUCGAGAGCAACGGUUUUUGACAGGGAGGUUGCCUGAGGAUGCGUUCAAGCAAUGGAACGUGGCUAGCCCACAGGAUGUGUUGUUGCAGAACGUGGGCGAGGUGGCAAUGUGGCUUUAUGCGAACAUCCAAGUCCUCGCCUCCGAGCGCCGAACUUUCAAGUCGUUCUCCGGUUUCCAGUCGGAGGUUGAACUCCCGGCUGCGCAUCGCUACGCCUCGGGGCCCUGUCAAGAGGCGGCGCUGAAGCUGCCGCGACAGCUCCAAGGACUCUUUUCCACAUACAGGGACCUUUUCGACCGAGCUCUGGCCCGAUCACUGUGGAACACCACCGCCGGCGCUGGCGGUGUGCACUUGGUGCAACAGGCGGCCAUCAAGCUUCGCGAAGCUCCCGGCAGAGCGCUGGCUGCCUUUGGCAACAGAGGCUUCGACUGCAAGACGGCCGGCCGUGUUGUCAGAGACUUCGCGCAGUACUUCCGGCGAUUUGCCGUGGACGCCUUCUUGCAUCUCUCCACUGGGGCCGUCUGCAACACAUCUUUCUCCGACGGGCGCUCGCGGCUGGUUUAUCAUGAGAGCAGGGAGCUGGAUCUGAGGGGACACUACCGGGGUUACGUGCUGGAGCACCUGCUCAAGUCCCUGCUGCAAGGCGACGCGACGCUGGCACGCGCGCCGUGCCUCCGCGCCGUGGAGAUCGGGACCUUCUCGGCCAUGACCUCUGAAUACCUGCUAAGGAUGGUGCCCUGCCUGCAGCUGUGGUGCAUUGACCCCCUGCCGCAGCGAGUUGCUUGGAGCCGGCUGAGUAAGUUUCGAAACCGCAGCACACUCUGGAAGAUCGACUCCUCUGCGGGGUCCACCCGGGUGGAGGAUGGCUCGAUGGACCUGGUCUUUGUGGAUGGCGACCACAGCUACGAAGGAGCUGCCUCGGACAUCUUUAACUGGGAGAAGAAGCUCCGUCCCGGAGGGAUAUUGGCAGGCCACGACUUCAACGGGAUCUUCCCCGGAGUGGUUCGAGCCAUCGAGGAGUUUGUGCAGCUGCGUCAGCUGACCCUUCACUUGGCUACGGACUACAUGUGGUGGACCUUCAAGGGAGCCUGA